This is a messenger RNA of Diabrotica virgifera virgifera (western corn rootworm), 3534 nucleotides long. RefSeq names its product zinc finger protein 726-like. Gene Ontology annotation, biological process: regulation of transcription by RNA polymerase II. Lineage: Eukaryota; Metazoa; Arthropoda; Insecta; Coleoptera; Chrysomelidae. Bases 148 to 1107 code for a protein of 319 amino acids. The transcript has 2 exons. The record is from RefSeq and is a predicted model, not a curated record. Gene Ontology annotation, molecular function: DNA-binding transcription factor activity; RNA polymerase II cis-regulatory region sequence-specific DNA binding.
ACAAAAACGAAACAAAUUUUUGUUGUUGUUUUGUUAAUUUUGUUUGUGCUCCUGUGCUGUAAGUCUGAACCUUAUAGAAUUUACAUAAUAAUAUCGUUUUUUGGGUGUAAAGCUAUUAUUGAAAUACAUAAAAGCCAGUUAAAUAAAAUGGAUGUAAAGCAAGAAAUAAGUGAUGAGAAGUGUAAAGUAGAAAUAAGGUAUAAUGACUUAGAAGAUGCUCCUGUAGAUAGCUUUAAAUGUGAAAUUAAGAAGGAAUUCAAUAAAGAAAGUACAAGGGACACAGAUAAUUAUUUAGAUUUAAUUAAAUGUCCCAUAAAAACUGAAAAACAGGAUCAAAGUAGAUCGAACGUGUUUGAAGAAAUCCAGAAAACUGAAGAAGGUUGCUCCCAAGAGGAAAGCAGAAUAGAAAAUAUGGAAACACUAACUGAACAUUCAUCUCACGAAGAAAAUUACAUGAGUCAACACGCUGAAGGAAAAAUAAAUGAAACUAUGAAAGUUAAGACUGGACAAAAACCAUGCAAGUGUGAAAUUUGUUUUAAGCCGUUUUCUUCGUCCAGUGCUUUGAAACAACAUAUGAGAUUGCACACUGGGGAAAGACCAUACAAGUGUGAAAUUUGUUUUAAGAAGUUUAGCGAAAGGGGUAAUUUAAAAAAACAUUUGAAGGUGCACAGUGAAGAAAAAUCGUACCCUUGUGAAAUUUGUUUUAAGCAGUUUAGAUUAGCUGAUGGUUUAAAAGUACAUUCGAGAUUGCACACUGGGGAAAAACCUUUUAAGUGUGAAAUUUGUUUUAAACAAUUUGCUCAAAAAAGCUCUUGGCAUGCACAUACCAAAGUUCACAAGGGUGAAAAACCUUACGAGUGUGAAAUUUGUCUUAAGUCGUUUGUUAAAUCAAGUAAUUUAAAAGAACAUUUGAGAUUGCACACUGGGGAAAAACCUUACAAGUGUGAAAUUUGUUUGAAGCCAUUUAGAAAAGCAGAUCACUUGAAAACACAUUUGAGAAUGCAUACUGGAGAAAAGCCGUUCAAGUGUGAAAUUUGUUUUAAACAGUACAGUCAGGCAAGAAGUUUGAAAACACAUUUGAGAGUGCACACUGAAGAAAAACCUUAAACGUGUAAAAUCUGAGGAUAUAAAACUAACCUUUGAUAGAUGGCGUUACUUGAUACCGAACUGCUCUCGGUUUGACAUUUGCCAUUCGUGACAUGACGUCUGUCAAAAUUUUAAGCCAAAAACUAUUAGGUUCGUUUUUAUAGCCGUCAGAAGCAAACAACUUUUGUGUUUUCGGAAAAAUCGAAUAUCGUUCGGUGAUUACCUAAGUUCCCCCACAAAAAGGGGAAAACGAAUGUGCAAAUUAAAGCCGACCUGGACGAAGUAUAUGGUGAGACUGCACACCUUCGUUAGCAACAAUAAAAUUUUGAAUAGCUGAAUUUGUUCGUGGUCGUAGGAGUGCUUUUGAUGAUGAGCGUCCCAUGACAUGAUUAUGGCAAAUCAUCGAAUCAAACUCCGUGAGUUAGUAGAGGCCCUUAAACAUUUCCUACGAACGUGUACACAAGUCGUUUUUUAAACCAACUAAUUUAAAAGCACAUUUGAGAUUGCACACUGGAGAAAAACCUUACAAGUGUGAAAUUUGUUUUAAGCAGUUUAGAAUUGCAGAUGGUUUAAAAAUGCAUUUGAGAGUGCAUACUGGAGAAAAGCCGUUUAAGUGUGAAAUUUGUUUUAAACAGUACAGUCAAGCAAGAAGUUUGAAAACACAUUUGAGGAUGCACACUGAAGAAACACCUUAAACGCGUGAAAUCUGUUUUAGAUACGAGGCUACAUUGAUAUAAAACUAGCCUUUGAUAGAUGGCGUUACUUGAUACCGAGUUGCUCUUGGUUUUGACAUUUGCCAUUUAUGACAUGACGUCUGUCAAAAUUUUAAGCCAAAAAACUAUUAGUUUGGUUUUUAUAACCGUCAGAAGCAAACAACUUUUGUGUUUUCGGAAAAAUGGGAAAAAUCAAGUAUCGUUUGGUGAUAAAGUUGCUCCAAAAAAAGGGGAAAACGAAUGUGCAAAUUAAAGCCGACCUGGACGAAGUACACACAUCAAAAUAAUCUGGGGGACAACUAUAUUAACAGCUUUAAAUCAAUGUUAGCUGCAAAUACAAAAAUAAAUUUAUGAUCUUAAUAUUUUUUGUUAUUUUUUGGAUUAUUGAACCAACUUAGACAAUAAUGCUGACAAGAAUGACUAUAAAAAAUUUAACAAAACUUUAAUAUGCGUUUUUGUUUAUGAGAUAAGAAGUAAUAUUUCCUUAUUAGUACUUGAUUUUCGAUGUCUAUGUGGAUUUUUAUUUAGUUUUGUAAUUGCCAAUACUGGAGAGACUUAUUUAAAAAUUUAACAAAACUUUAAUAUGCGUUUUUGUUUAUGAGAUAAGAAGUAAUAUUUCCUUAUUAGUACUUGAUUUUCGAUGUCUAUGUGGAUUUUUAUUUAGUUUUGUAAUUGCCAAUAUUGGAGAGAUGUCAUUUAAAUCGUGAAAUGCAGUGGCGUGCUGUCGGGAUGCUUACAGCUGGUAGAAGUCAAAGAGACGUUGCUGAGGUCCUCCACACGAACAGAAAUGUCAUUAACUGUUUGUGGUUAAGGUUUCGUGAAACUGAUGAUGCUGCUUAACGUCAUAUAAGCCGUACAAGUAUAACCCACCAGAUUGAAGACCGUUUUCUUAGGUUGCGGGGUUUUCAAGAUCUCACCAUAACUGCAAAACAAUCACAAAUCAGGCUGAAAGAAUCUGGAAUUUGUAAGUUGCGAAACCAUUAGAAAUAGACUGCAUGAAGUUGGUUUAAAUGCUAGUAGACAUGUAAAAGUGCCCGUGUUAUCCAGAGAAAAUCGCGCUCAUCGACUUCAGUGGGCACAAGAACACGCAAAUUAGGUUAGACGUGAGUGGGCCUCUACUUUGUUCUCAGAUGAGUCACGAUUUAGAAUUGCAUCAGAUACGAGAAGGACAAGAAUUUGGAGAUGAAUCUGGCAAUGCUAAACGAUUGGCCACCGUGCAGGAGGUUCAUAGACAGCAAGGCGACAGUAUAAUGGUAUGGGGUGACAUCACUCUUAGUGGAAGAACCAAUCUCGUUUGUCUGAAACGGUUUCUAAAUGCAACAGACUACCGCGAUAUUAUUCUUGAACUUAUUGUUGUACCUUUUGCAUAACAAGCUGGUUCCCAAUUUCAAUUAAUGCACCACAAUGCGCGUCCACAUACUGCCAGGGUCUUGCAAACGUUCCUCGAAGAUAUCGAAAUUGAGGUUUUAUCAUGGCCUGCAUAAUCGCCAGAUUUCAACCCAAUUGAGCAUGCAUGGGACAUAUUGAGCAGACGCAUUUUAUAAUAAAAUAUUGCGUUCAAUGCAAGAAUGUUUGAAUGCCUUUCAAUGGAGUGGAGCAGAAUACCGCAGCAAGACACUACCAUCUGAUCAUGAGUUAGUCUAACAGAUGUAGGGCAGUAAUCAACUUAAAGACUAAAGAACCUAAAGAAUAUUUUGUUAAGAGUUGAGGGGCAACAAAUAAAUUUUUAAUUUUU